Komagataella phaffii GS115 is the source of this 531-nucleotide messenger RNA. Its product is annotated as Thiol-specific peroxiredoxin, reduces hydroperoxides to protect against oxidative damage. The record is from RefSeq and is a predicted model, not a curated record. Bases 1 to 531 code for a protein of 176 amino acids. The transcript has a single exon. Gene Ontology annotation, biological process: cellular response to oxidative stress; hydrogen peroxide catabolic process; cell redox homeostasis. Gene Ontology annotation, cellular component: cytosol; peroxisome; mitochondrion. Lineage: Eukaryota; Fungi; Ascomycota; Pichiomycetes; Pichiales; Pichiaceae. Gene Ontology annotation, molecular function: thioredoxin peroxidase activity.
AUGCUUAGAAGAUACUUUUCCUCAAAUUCAGCAAGAAUGGUACAAGUCGGACAAUCUCUUCCCAAGACCACCCUUUUCGUUAAGGAUCCAAGUGACCAAUUCGAGUCUGGCUCCAUUGAGCCCAACUCCGUAAUUGUCACUGUCCCUGCUGCUUUUUCACCCACCUGUUCGGACACCCAUGUUCCAGGUUAUUUGACUAGACUCAAGGACCUCAAGUCCAAGAACAUCAACCAUCUGUAUGUUGUGUCUGUCAAUGACCCAUUCGUGACCAAUGCCUGGAAGAAGACAUUGUUGAAGAGCUUCUCCAUUGACAAGACUGAAGUUCCAGUGACUUUCUUGGCUGACCCUAAGGGUGAUUUCAUCCACGGGUUGGACCUGGACUUUGAUUCUGCCGCUGUCUUUGGUAACAAUCGUUCCAAGAGAAGCGCUCUCAUCAUUGGUUCCGAUGGUAAGGUCGCCAAGGAUUUUGUUGAACCAGACAACACUGGACUUAAGGUCUCUGCUGUUGACAGCGUUUUAAAGGCAUUGUAA